CGUGAAACCCGCUACUGCAAAGAGGGCAGUGACCAUAUUUGUGCAGAUAUCUAUCAUUUCUCGGGAUAACUAAGAGCCGUAGCGAAGUCAGAUAUAUUUACGCCUGUGCAGUGAAGGAGCCUGCCUCUCCGCAAAUGCAAGCUAUUAAAUGCGUGGUGGUGGGCGACGGGGCGGUUGGUAAGACCUGCCUGCUGAUCAGCUACACCACAAAUGCCUUUCCUGGCGAGUACAUCCCCACAGUAUUUGAUAACUACUCUGCCAAUGUGAUGGUCGAUGGAAAACCAGUCAACCUUGGUUUAUGGGAUACAGCAGGACAGGAAGACUAUGACCGCCUUCGACCCCUCUCAUACCCACAGACGGAUGUGUUCUUAAUAUGCUUCUCUUUAGUGAGUCCAGCAUCCUUUGAGAACGUCCGUGCGAAGUGGUACCCAGAGGUGCGUCAUCACUGUCCCAACACACCUAUCAUUCUGGUGGGUACCAAACUGGACCUGCGAGAUGAUAAGGACACCAUAGAGAGGCUGCGGGACAAAAAGCUUUCGCCCAUCACCUACCCCCAGGGCCUGGCCAUGGCUCGUGAGAUCGGUGCCGUGAAGUACCUGGAAUGCUCGGCUCUGACUCAGCGUGGUCUAAAGACUGUAUUUGACGAGGCCAUCCGUGCUGUCCUGUGCCCUCCACCCGUCAAAAAACGCGGCAAGAGGUGCACUCUCUUCUGAGCAAAAGCGAUGACAACUCCUGGCACGCCCACACAAAACUACAAUAUUUUUAAUCAGCCUUUUGGAAAUAUAUUGUACUACUCUCACAGGUUCGUUGAUAGCCGUCCAUGAAGUUCUAAUACAUUGAAUGCAAAUGACAUGUAUAUGAACCAUUGGCAAGACUUAGAGGUGUUGUCCAUUCAGAGGGAAACCUUGUGGUAGAUGGCUUUUGUUUUCGCAGCCUCACACCUCCGUCCAAAGAUGUAAUAUUCCAUUUCAUAUUGUUUAAAAGAGAAGUUUUAGUGGUAAAAUGUAAUUGUUGACAUACUGUAAGGAAGUGUUUCUUGGUGUUGUGAAGGAAGCAUCAAAGAAAUGGGAAAUUUCUGUUGAUUUAGAGAGUCUUGUACUAAGAUAACCAUUUAUUUGCAUUCCUGGUGGUGUUAAAGUCUACAUGAAACAGCAUUCUCAACCCAUUUUACUUGUAUUGUGGCGUAUUACUGAGUGAAACAGGAUAUUCAAUGAGAAAAAAAAAGCUAGGCCGGGAUUUGAUUUUAUCAAUUGCAAAUUGUUUGUUUUGUGAAAAGUGUGUGUUAUAUAUCAGAAUGAAGCCAGGUGACUGGAGGGGAGGGGUUUAAAAAAUCAAGCCCUUGAUGACAUCAGCUGAAAAGAAAAGAUGUUGUGGAGAAAUGUUGUUGAGAGAUUACAAAGAUUUUAUUAAAUGUUUUGGGAUUAACACACACCAAUGAAUCUGUAAAGGUAUUAAGAUGGGCAAGGAGGAGGUGAGAAACGGCUUGACAAUAUAAAUAAUAUUUUAAUAAGGAACUUAAACAAAAAGACAAACACACAAAGGGUGUCGGACAGCUGCCCGUAAAUCUCUCUCUGUCUCACUGCAGUCUCCAGUCGCCCUUUAUCCCUCUCUGAGGCUUAUUAGAAGCCUGGUGUGUAGCAUCACGACCCGGCCCCGCCCUCCGCCCUGUCACAUUCCAACCUCGGGGAGCCCCUGGCAUGACAUACAACCACCCCCCCUCUUUUCCUGGGGAGGGGCGUGUCUAACGUCCCAUCUGCCGGGACAUCAUUUCCGUCUACCUGGAUGAGGGAGGGGACAAGGGGAGGGAAACCCAAAAAAAUUUGCCAAAUUAACAAAAACAUUUUAAAAAAGAGAGGCAAAGGCCAACACGGAGCAGCAGUUGGAGAGAGAGAGGAAAAAAACACUAAAAAAACUUAGUCCUCGGCCAUUCCUCCAACCUUCAUCGGACGACAGCCGCGCCUCUCCAGACGGAUCGGAGGCAGUCUUCCGGCCCCUGGCGGACGGAACGCCUUGCCGCGUGCUGGGAAACAGAAGGGGUCUCCCCCGCCCCUGGCAGCAGUUUUCCCGCUCCAGGCGGUCGGUCAGGUGCCCCUCCCUGCUCGCAGCUGGCGGUCUCAUUUCCCGCCGCAUUUCAGAGGCUGGUAGGGGUCUCCUCCGCCCCUGACCGCUCCAGGCAGUCGUUUAGGAGACCCUUCUCGCUUCGUGGUUGGUGGCCGUUCGUCCGCUCUCAGGAGGCUGGGCUCCUCCGUCCUCCGGCGGAUGGCUGCGGCUGCUCCGUUGGGAUGGAUGGUAUUGGCGAGGCUCUACUACGGUGCAUCCCUCCUCCUUCCGGGGUUUCGGCACCAGUGUAAAGGUAUUAAGAUGGGCAAGGAGGAGGCGAGAACCAGCUUGACAAUAUAAAUCAUAUUUUAAUAAGGAACUUAAACAAAAAGACAAACACACAAAGGUGUCGGGCAAUCUCUCUCUCUCUCUGUCCCACUGCAGUCUCCAGUCGGCCUUUGUCCCUCUCUGAGGCUUGAUUAGCCUGAUUAGGGGCUGGGUGUGUAGUAUCACGACCCGGCCCCGCCCUCAGCCCUGUCACAGAAUAGUUCAAAAUAAUACCAGGAACACGUAAAAAGAAAGUGAAUAGGGACACUUUUGAUUUCAUGUAUACUUUAACCCACAUGCAGUUAUGAACACUAAAUGUUUUCUUCUUCUCAACUCUUAAACAACUGUCAUUACAAACACUAAGGAAGGUAACUGUGAAACCGCAACAUUGUGUCUCUACUUUCAUGUUGAUACAAGAAUCAACAAUUUUAUGAAUUUUGAAUUUAGAAUUUUCUUUCUUUUCUAGUUUUUACAUGUAUUUUAAACCAAGUGUAUCCCUUUUUCUCCUCAAAUAAAGCAAAAUGCACCCUAAUUUGUGAUGAAGGGUGUUAUGGUACAGCUUCACUAUCCAAAAUAUCUGAGCUUUUUUUGAACAAAUGCCCAUUAAUGGGAGUGUACGAGUGUCUUGCAUGCCUCAACAAGAAGCUUUGCUUACCCGAAUGUCUCUUUAAUUGAAGGAGGUGCGUGGGCAUUUUUUUUCGUCCCUCUUUGGAAACCUUGUUAAUGUGUGUCUGCAUGUGAUGUGCAGUGGUUUGGCUGUUGAGUGAGCUCUGAAAUUUAUAUGGUCACAAACAGUAUCCUGCAUUGGUGCUAAAGCACUUCCUCUCUUUGUAUAUAAACCCUCAAAAUGGAGGUGAAAAAAAAAUAAAGAUCAUCUUCACUGUUGCCAAAAGACAUUUCCAUGAUGUAAGAUAGUAUAUUUAAGGAGGAAUGCAUUAAUUAAUAAAUCUAUUAAUGUUUUACUCAUA
Molecule: messenger RNA, 3335 nt
Organism: Xyrauchen texanus (razorback sucker)
Lineage: Eukaryota; Metazoa; Chordata; Actinopteri; Cypriniformes; Catostomidae
Gene: rac3b
Product: Rac family small GTPase 3b
Exons: 6
Coding region: 135-713 (192 amino acids)
Biological process (GO): establishment or maintenance of cell polarity; cortical cytoskeleton organization; motor neuron axon guidance
Cellular component (GO): cell cortex; cytoskeleton; cytoplasmic vesicle
Molecular function (GO): GTP binding; protein kinase binding; GTPase activity
Source: RefSeq, a predicted model, not a curated record